GCCCGCGCUUCUCGCCUUGGCCAUGUCUCGCCAGAGCACUCUGCUCCGCUUCUUCCCCAAGGCCUCCCCGGCACCGCCGCGGGAGGCUGCGCCCGCGCCCCCGCCCGCCCCGCCGCAGCCUGCCGCGGGGACCCGCCGCCGCGUUUCGGGGGAGCAGAAUGGCCGCGAGGCCGCCACCGGCCCCGCCGGCGCGGCGAGUAACGGCGCACCAAGCAGAGCCGCGGCCCGGCGCAAAGAGGAGGAGAAGAAGGGAGGAGGGGACGGCACGGCCACCAAGGCCCGCAGUGUCUCCUGUGAGUAUUCACCUGGUGACUUAGUCUGGGCCAAGAUGGAAGGUUAUCCUUGGUGGCCAUGUCUCAUAUACAACCAUCCGACAGAAAGAACAAUAGUCAGAGGAAAAGGGAAAUCUACUCGUGUUCACGUACAGUUUUUUGAUGACAGCCCUACAAGGGGCUGGGUCAGUAUUAAAUACCUGAGACCAUAUAAAGGUUCAUCAGAUGGGGAGACGCUGAAGGGAGGUAUGUUUUAUAGUACGAAGCCUGAAAUUAAAAGAGCAAUGGUGUUAGCAGACGAUGCAAUGAGUAAAGAUAAAACUAAGCGUCUUGAACUGGCAGUAUGCAGUGAACCUUCAGACACAGAGGAGGAGGAGGAAGAAGAGGAGGAAAUUGAGCAGAUGAGUGAAGGUGCGUCAGGCAACAGUGACGACUGCAAUAGCGAGGAGGACGUGAAGAGCAGUAAGCGAGUAGUGAGCAGGGAAAGUGCUGUAAAAGCCAAGAGGAGAAGAGUGUUGGAUUCUGACAGUGAUCACGAGGGCUCCGACGUGGAGUUCAAGCCUGACGCGAAAGAAGCAGCAAGCAGUGAGGAAGCCAGUAGUGGGGUGGAUGAAAAUGAAUCUACUGACACAGACACAGAUGCAGAGAGUGUUGCAGAAAGUCCUGUAAAAGUCCCUUCUAAACGAAAGAGACGAGAGAUAAACAAGCCUGCUAAAAGGAGUAGCUUAGAAAACGAACGUUCUGAAACGCCCAAAAGAGCAGCAACGGUUUCUCUGGAAGCCAAGUCUAAGCUGACAUCAUUUGCAGCACCUGAAAGUUUUGAGUCUCAAGCAAAUGCUUGCAACGGGGGCAUCGGUGGCUUCGCAGCGUGGGAACAUGAAAAGCUCGAUUGGCUGCAGGAAGGGAAAAGGAAAGACGCGCACAGGAGGCGUCAGAGCGACCCCAGUUACGACCCGUGCACUCUGUAUGUGCCUGAGGACUAUCUCAACAAGUGUACGCCGGGAAUGCGGAGGUGGUGGCAGCUGAAGAGUCAAAACUUUGAUGCUGUGAUUUGCUACAAGGUUGGGAAGUUCUAUGAGUUGUAUCACAUGGAUGCAGUCACCGGUGUCAGUGAGUUGGGCCUGAUCUUUAUGAAGGGCACUUGGGCCCAUUCCGGUUUUCCAGAAACAGCGUUUGGCAGGUUCUCUGAUGUUCUGGUGCAGAAGGGCUACAAGGUGGCUCGUGUUGAGCAAACAGAAACUCCCGAAAUGAUGGAGACGCGCUGCAAGUCGAUGGCCCACCCGACUAAAUUUGACAAGGUUGUACGCCGAGAAAUAUGCAGGAUCAUCACCAAAGGAACCCAGACCUACAGCAUCCUGGACUGCGAUCCCUCGGAGAACCACAACAAAUACCUCCUAUGUGUCAAGGAAAAAGAAGACUCCUCCGGCCAGCGCAUUUAUGGGGUCUGCUUUGUAGACACGUCGGUGGGGAAGUUUUUCGUGGGCCAGUUCUCAGAUGACCGGCACUGCUCGAGGUUUAGGACUUUGGUAGCGCAUUACACUCCCGUGCAGGUGCUGUAUGAGAAGGGGAACCUAUCUGUGGACACACAAAAGAUACUGAAGGGCUCGCUUGUUUCUUGCAUUCAGGAAGGGCUGACCUCUGGUUCCCAGUUCUGGAACGCAUCUAAAACGCUACGAGUCCUUCUCGAAGAAGGUUACUUCAAGGAGAAACAGGACUGUGAAAAUGGAUGUUCUCUGCCCUCUGUGAUCAAAUCCCUGACUUCAGAGAGCGACUCGCUGGGCUUAACUCCAGGCGAAAACAGUGAGUUGGCUUUGUCAGCCCUUGGGGGAUGUGUCUUCUAUCUCAAAAAAUGUCUGAUUGACCAGGAGCUGUUGUCCCUGGCAAACUUCGAGGAGUACAUCCCUGUGGAUAUUGACACUGCAAAGACUAUGAGUUCGAGUGGUUCCUUUGCCAAAAGUGACCAGCGGAUGGUGCUGGAUGGAGUCACCCUGAUGAACUUGGAAGUCCUGCAGAACGGAACCAACGGCACCACAGAAGGUACUUUGUUGGAAAGGAUUGACGUGUGUUGUACCCCGUUCGGGAAGCGGCUCCUGAAGCAGUGGCUCUGCGCUCCGCUCUGCAAUCCGAAAUCCAUCAACGAUCGUUUAGACGCUGUCGAGGACCUUCUCGCGGUGCCAGACAAGAUGUCUGAAGUCAGUGAGCACCUGAAGAAACUCCCUGACCUUGAAAGGCUGCUCAACAAAAUUCACAGCAUUGGAUCGCCACUUAAAAGCGAGAACCAUCCUGACAGCAGGGCCAUCUUUUACGAAGAAAUCAAGUACAGCAAGAAAAAAAUUGCCGACUUCUUGUCCGCUCUGGAGGGGUUUAAAGUGAUGACCCAAAUUGUCGAUGUCAUGGAGGAAGUUGCCAGUGACUUCAAAUCUAAAGUCCUCAAGCAGCUGGUCACCCGCAAGAGCAAGAAUCCAGAUGGCCGCUUCCCAGACUUGAGCGCGGAGCUCAAAAGGUGGGACACUGCUUUUGAUCAUAACCAGGCUCGAAAGACGGGCGUGAUUACUCCGAAGGCGGGGUUUGACCCCGAUUAUGAUAAAGCACUGCAGGAUAUUAAAGCUGUCGAGGAAGAUCUUCAGAAGUACCUGGAAAAGCAGCGCAAACUGCUGGGGUUCAAAUCCGUGGUGUACUGGGGGACGGGCAAAAACCGGUACCAAAUGGAGAUACCAGAAAGUGUCGUGGCGCGGAAUCUGCCAGAGGAAUACGAGUUGAAGUCAAGCAGGAAGGGCUAUAAACGUUACUGGACCAAGGAGAUUGAGAAGAUGCUGGCUGCAACGGUCAAUGCAGAGGAGCGCAGGGACGCGGCGCUCAAAGACUGUAUGAGGCGCUUGUUCUACAACUUUGAUAAAAAUAGCAAAGACUGGCAGACAGCUGUGGAAUGCAUCGCUGUGUUAGAUGUCUUGAUGUCCCUUGCUAACUACAGUCAAGACGGUGACGGACCACUGUGCCGACCAGUAAUUCUGCUGCCUGUGGAUAGUGCUCCUCCCUUCCUGGAACUUAAAAACUCACGCCAUCCAUGCAUUACAAAAACUUUCUUUGGGGACGACUUUAUUCCUAAUGACAUCAUGAUAGGCAGCAAAGAUGAAGAUAGUGGUAGUGAAGCUUCCUGUGUGUUAGUAACUGGCCCCAAUAUGGGUGGCAAAUCUACGCUCAUGAGACAGGCCGGUCUCCUGGUUAUAAUGGCUCAACUGGGAUGCUACGUACCCGCCGAAGUCUGCAGGCUCACGCCCAUUGACAGAGUGUUUACGAGGCUCGGUGCCUCGGACAGAAUUAUGUCUGGUGAAAGUACUUUCUUUGUUGAAUUGAGCGAGACUUCGAGCAUUCUCCAGCAUGCAACGGAGCACUCGCUUGUUCUUGUGGAUGAACUGGGCCGAGGCACUGCUACUUUUGACGGAACAGCUAUAGCAAGCGCAGUUGUCAAAGAACUGGCAGAGAAAAUCAAGUGUCGGACGCUGUUCUCCACCCACUACCACUCGCUGGUUGAGGACUACUCGCACAGCCCUGCCGUGCGGCUGGGACACAUGGCUUGUAUGGUUGAAAAUGAGAGUGAAGAUCCAAGCCAGGAAACAAUUACAUUCCUGUACAAGUUCAUUGAAGGAGCGUGUCCCAAGAGCUAUGGCUUCAACGCGGCGAGGCUUGCUAAUAUUCCAGAGGAAGUUAUUCAGAAGGGGCACAGAAAAGCACAAGAGUUUGAAAAGACAACCCUUUCACAGAGAACAUUUAGGUACCUGUGCCGGGUGCUGGACGGUGCCACAAGCGACGCGCAGGCCCUGCGGAAGCUCAUCGCCAUGAUUGAGCACCUGUAGGACGACCGAGGGGUGGUGCAGCGGUGGGUUCUCACAAAGCUGGUAUCAGACAACGUUAUGAUCUAAUAAACUUUAUUUUUUAAAAAUGA
Molecule: messenger RNA, 4215 nt
Organism: Colius striatus (speckled mousebird)
Lineage: Eukaryota; Metazoa; Chordata; Aves; Coliiformes; Coliidae
Gene: MSH6
Product: mutS homolog 6
Exons: 10
Coding region: 23-4126 (1367 amino acids)
Biological process (GO): mismatch repair
Cellular component (GO): nucleus; MutSalpha complex
Molecular function (GO): ATP-dependent DNA damage sensor activity; mismatched DNA binding; ATP binding
Source: RefSeq, a predicted model, not a curated record